GCAGGACGGGGUGAAUGUGAGAGCAGAUGCUGGAGACCUGAGUUUUUAUCUUUCAAGAGAGCAGAGCUGUGAACAACUUCUCGUAUAGCUUCUUGGAGUGGAUGUUGACAUUGACUAGAUUAUUUACAUGCAAGUUUGAUGAUUGAAUUAACCCAGGAAGACAUUUUCCUUCACUGCACCCAGCAGUAAAUCAAACAGAAAAUGACCACUAAUCCGUAUGCGAAUUUAGGUCCUGGUUUCAUCCAUGAAGGCGACAUGAGGAAACUUCGCCCACCCAGCCGAAAAGAUGUUAAGCCUCAGUAUGUUCAUCAUCUGACCCCACAACCCCCCCCUGAGAUCAGCCCCUCCAUUCCCAAUAACAAAGGUGUAAAACAGAGGUGUGUGAAGUUCACUGUGACCGCUGUGAUCUCCCUGCUGCUCCUCCUGCUGGUGGCUGGAAUCCUCCUCGCUUAUUACUACUCCUCGUCCUGUAUGCACGGUGUGCAGUGUGGUGACGUUGGCUGUGUGUGGGAGUCCCAGUGGUGUGACGGAGUGACGGAUUGUCCCGCAGGCCAGGAUGAAGCUAACUGUGUGAGGCUGCAUGGCUCCAGUUUCCUGCUCCAGGUUUACUCCACUCAGAGUAAAAACUGGAGGACUGUUUGUUCUCACGGCUGGAGCGACCAGCAGGGGAGAGCGAGCUGCCAGCAAGUUGGAUACAGCAGGGGCACAUAUUUGAAAUCAGGCCAACAGAAGACUGACUCUGAUGAGGGAUUCUUACAAGUGAAGUCUAACUUCAACCCUAAGGCAUCCAUACUGCAACAGCUCGUGCUCAGCAACACCUGUCCCAACAACAGUGUGGUGACGCUGCAAUGUACUGAUUGCGGGAGUGGGGUGAACUCCAGCAGGGCCUCAGGGGGUCAGUUGGCCUCUCCAGGGGCCUGGCCGUGGCAGGUCAGCCUGCAGGUUGCAGGCUUCCACCGCUGUGGAGGAACCAUCAUCUCCCCCUACUGGAUAGUCACAGCAGCACACUGUGUGACCCGUAUCUCCAGCCCGGCAGACUGGGCCGUGUAUGCUGGGAUAGUGGAUCCACUGGGCACUCUGUUUAACCCUGCGUACUCUGUGAGCCACAUCAUAGCCCACGAAGGCUUCAACAGCGUCACUCGCAGGAAUGACAUCGCUCUGAUGAGGCUCUCUAAACCUCUGGACAUCACAGCCUCCAGUAACAUCGGACCUGUGUGCCUCCCAAAUGUUGAUAUAAACAUCACCGUGCCUCAGAAGGGCUGGAUAACAGGAUUCAAUCGAACAAUAAAUGGAGACUCUGGCUCUCCACACCUGAUGGAGGCUCAGGUCUCUCUCAUAGACACUGCAGACUGCAACAGCUCCAUCGCCUACAACGGCAGGAUAUCACAGGACAUGUUAUGUGCCAGAGGGACGGAGGCAGUAACCGACAUGUGCCAUGCUGACAGCGGCGGCCCUUUGGUGUCCCUUAAGGAUGGAGUAUGGUGGCUCGUAGGGGACAGUAUCUGGGGGGGACACUGCACUGAGCAGAACAAACCAGGUGUUUAUGGCAACAUCACCUAUUUCCUGGACUGGAUCUACCGUCAGAUGAGGAAGCAUCAAGAUGACUGACGGCAGGACUGAGGAUGAACCAAUUAAGAUGUCUGUGUUCACAAUUUUAAGUGUGCAGAGAUACAUCUUCAUAUAAAUGCCUCAUUAAGGGGGUGGCUGUGGCUCAGAGGUAGAGCGGGUCGUCUACCAAUUAGAAGAUCAGCAGAUUGAUCCCCAUCUGAAGUAUCCUUGAGCAGGAUACCAUCGGUGUGUGAGUGUGUUAAAAACAGAGUAGCAGGUGGCACCUUGUAUGGUAGCCUCGGCCACCGGUGUAUGAAUGUGUGUGUGAAUGGGUGAAUGUGACUCGUGCAGUCCAUUUACCUUUUACAAUAUCUGUAUCAGUAACAUAACUUAUUUCCUACAUAUUACGGUUUUGUGUUUUCAUAAAUCACUGUUGCAGUCAUUGGAGCUUCUUACAAGAAUUUGAGCAAAACCAAUGAACAAUGUUAGUAUCUCUUAAAGGGAAAUUUCGGUUUAUUUCAACCCGUCUCCUGGAAAGCAGAGCUAGAGGGAUAAACAAACAUGGCAGCACACCGGUAAGGUAAGACAACACGUUCACAUGUCGUUUUCUAUAUGUUCUCUGACAUUUAUUCCAACAAUAUGAGGCGGUCUUUGUGGAAAAAAAGCUUGUUUAGUGGACUAACUUUGCACUUGAAGGUUGCCCGUUCACUUAUGUUUUAACAGGUCUGACGCUACUAUGCGCCCUGGCUGUAUCUAGGCUGAUGGCUAACAUGCUAACUAUUAUUUCUAUGUCACUAGUCACUUGAAACAAAUUUAGGAGACAGGUUGAAAUAAACCGAAAUUUCCCUUUAAUAUGGAGGGAUAAUGCAUUCACUUGAGGAAAAAAAAUCUGAUUUUUCUGAUUUAACAAAAUUAUUAUUAUUAUAUAAAGUUUGUUUGUUUCCUAUUUGUAUAUUUGUGUGGAAUAUAUAAAGUAUUUUUUUAGUCUGUGUAAAUAUGAUUGAAACACAUUAAUCGUGAUAUUUGAGCUGGUAGAUGCAGAUACCAUGUGUCAACACAAGAUGUCACUCACAAACCACAUGGAGCUUGUUCCCACUGACUGUUCCUGAGUAACCUUUCACAAAAAUAAACAUUUGUUAAUUUAAAA
Molecule: messenger RNA, 2695 nt
Organism: Epinephelus fuscoguttatus (brown-marbled grouper)
Lineage: Eukaryota; Metazoa; Chordata; Actinopteri; Perciformes; Serranidae
Gene: tmprss2
Product: transmembrane serine protease 2
Exons: 13
Coding region: 202-1608 (468 amino acids)
Biological process (GO): proteolysis
Cellular component (GO): membrane
Molecular function (GO): protein binding; serine-type endopeptidase activity
Source: RefSeq, a predicted model, not a curated record